Molecule: messenger RNA, 2037 nt
Organism: Ostreococcus tauri
Lineage: Eukaryota; Viridiplantae; Chlorophyta; Mamiellophyceae; Mamiellales; Bathycoccaceae
Product: Helicase, C-terminal
Exons: 1
Coding region: 1-2037 (678 amino acids)
Molecular function (GO): ATP binding; RNA binding; RNA helicase activity
Source: RefSeq, a predicted model, not a curated record
AUGGACGACGACGCGGACGACGCGGACGCGGGCGCCGAUGACGUGGACCCGCUCGACGCGUUCAUGGCGACGUUGGAGACGACGGCUGCGCGCGCGACGACGGCGAAAGCGGCGGCGCGACGAAUGGACGCGGACGACGACGCGGACGACGCGUUCGCUCGGUGCGGGAUGAUGAUCGGCGCGCGCGCGCGCGCGGUGGGCGCGCGUGGACGUGCGCGCGCGGUGGACGCGGCGGUGGACGCGGCGGUGGAUGGGUGCGAUGCGGUGGACGCGGAUGGAUGGGAAACGGAUGGACGGGGAGCGCCGCGGGACGCGUGCGGGACGGUGGAUCACGCGUCGAUGACGUACGACGCGUACGUUCGAGCGACGUACGUGGUGCCGAAGGAGUUGGCGGAGCUCACGGUGGAGGCGGUGGAGGCGAGACGCGAGGCGUUGGACGUGCGGGUGGACGGCGAGACGCGCGCGCCGGUGGAGCGCUUUGGACAAGGCGGGGCGCUGGACGUCCACGCGAUCAGAGCGCUAAAAAGGUUGGGAUACGAGACGCCGACGGGGAUUCAGGCGCAGUGUAUACCGGUGAUAUGCGGUGGGCGCGACGCGCUCGGGUUGGCGACGACGGGGAGCGGGAAGACGCUCGCGUUUUUGUUACCCGCGUACGCGCAGAUUUCCAGACAGCGACCGCUGCGGAAAAAAGAGGGGCCGAUGGCGCUCGUUCUCGCGCCCACGCGUGAGCUUGCGACGCAAAUCGCGAACGAGGCGAAUGCUUUCAAUCGCGCGGGCGUUCCCGCUCGAUGUUGCGCCAUCUUUGGCGGGGCGAGCAAGCACGAGCAGUUGAAGAGACUUCGAGCUGGCGCGGAGAUCGUCGUCGCGACGCCCGGACGCUUGAUCGACGUCCUUCACGUGAAGAACUCCAUCGAUUUGCGAAGGGUGACGUAUCUCGCUCUGGACGAGGCGGACAGAAUGCUGGACAUGGGCUUCGAGCGAGCGGUUCUCUCGAUUUGUCGAGCUGUUCGUCCGGACGCGCAGCGCGUGAUGUUCAGCGCAACGAUGCCGCGCAACGUUCGUUGGCUCGUUAACGAGGUACUCGCUGAUGAUUUUGUCACGAUAUCUCAUGGUCAAGUCGGCACGGCGAACGAUGACGUUCGUCAGCUCGUGCACGUGUUCGAGGAUGAAGUUCGACGCGCGUUUUGGUUCUUCGAGCGCGUCGGCGACUUCGUCAACGAAGGUCAAACGCUCGUGUUCGUGAGCCAAAAAUCAGCCGUCGAUGAAUUAGUGAAAGACCUGCGAGAGAUGCGCGGCGUCAGAGCCGUCGGCUUGCACGGUGAUAUGGACCAAGCCGAACGACAGAGCGCGAUGAAGGCGUUCAAGGGCGAGCAGGCGCACGUGCUCGUGGCCACGGACGUGGCCGCGCGCGGUCUCCACGUGCAGUCCAUCAAGACCGUGGUCAACUUACAUCCCGCGCGAGAUAUCUCGACGCACGUGCACAGGAUCGGUCGAACCGGGCGCGCGGGCGCUACGGACGGCGUGGCAUACACCUUGCUCACGCCUCUCGACUGUUCGCCGAGAUUCGCCUCGCAACUCGAGCGCGGUCUGGAAGAUUCCGGACAGCAAGUCCCGCUCGAUCUCAAAGCCCUCGCGCGAGGAUCUUACAACAAGAGACCGAGAUCUGACGAUCAUGGCGAGCCUUUGACACAUCGUCAUGGCAAAGUGGGCGGACGAGGCGUUGGAUUCGUGGGCGCGCGCGCGCCGACGAGCGCUCCGCACGGCGGCGGUCGCGGUGCACGUCCGAUACCACGAGAGAACUUCACCGCGGUACCUCCACCGCCUUCGUCGGAAACGAAUUUCCGCUCCAAGCAGCACGCAGAGGCGCUUGCGCAAGCGCGCGCGCGCGCGGAGUCCAUCGCCGCGCAGCUGGUGCAGCCUCCGCCGCCUCCAUCGAUUGAAGAGUCAUCGUCCGCGGCGUCCGCGGCAAUAGCCGCCGCGCGCGCCAUAGCGGCCCGACUCACCGCCGCCCACCCGCCGACCGCGGAGGAGCGUUAG